AUGGCGGUGACGCUGAGCCUGGAGCCCGCGGGCCGCAGCUGCUGGGACGAGCCGCUGGGCAUCUCCGUGCACGGCCUGGCCCCCGAGCAGCCCGUCACGCUGCGCGCGGCCCUGCGAGACGAGAAAGGCGCGCUCUUCCGCGCCCACGCGCGCUACCGCGCCGACGACCACGGCGGCCUGGACCUGGCGCGCGCGCCCGCGCUGGGCGGCAGCUUCGCCGGGAUCGAGCCCAUGGGGCUGCUCUGGGCUCUGGAGCCCGAACGGCCAUUCUGGCGCCUGAUCAAGCGCGACGUGCAGACGCCCUUCGUGGUGGAGCUGGAGGUGCUGGACGGCCACGAGCCCGACGGCGGGCGGCUGCUGGCGCGCGCGGUGCACGAGCGUCACUUCAUGGCUCCCGGGGUGCGGCGCGUGCCCGUGCGCGAGGGCCGUGUGCGCGCCACGCUCUUCCUGCCUCCAGGCAAGGGGAGGUUUCCUGGGAUCAUGGAUUUGUUUGGAAGUGGUGGUGGCCUGUGUGAAUACAGAGCCAGCCUCCUGGCUGGGCAUGGUUUUGCUGUACUUGCUCUGGCUUACUUCAGAUUUGAAGACCUCCCUGAAUAUCUGAGUGAUGUGCACCUGGAGUACUUUGAAGAAGCCUUGACCUUUAUGCUGCAGCAUCCAAAGGUGAAAGGCCCAAAUGUUGGUCUUCUUGGUUUCUCCAAAGGCGGUGACCUGUGCCUCUCGAUGGCUGCUUUCCUAAGGAACAUCACAGCCACUGUCCUUAUCAAUGCCUGUGUGGCCAACACAAUAGCUCCUCUGUAUUACAAAGAUCUAUUUAUUCCAGAUCUUGGCUGUGACCCCACGAAACAAAAGACCAUGGAGUCAGGCCUUUGGGAUUUGGUGGAUAUUUGGAACAACCCACUGGAGGAACCUAACCACAAAAGUCUUAUUCCACUAGAAAAAGCCCAGGGACCCUUCCUGUUUAUUGUGGGCAUGGAUGAUCAUAACUGGAAGAGUGAAUUCUAUGCUCAUAUAGCCUGUGGACGUCUACAAGCCCAUGGGAAAGACAGACCCCAGAUAAUCUACUAUCCAGAAACUGGUCACUGUAUUGACCCACCGUAUUUCCCUCCUUCCAGGGCUUCUGUUCAUGCAGUGUUAGGUGAAGCAGUAUUCUAUGGAGGUGAGCCAAGGGCUCAGGCAAGGGCACAGGUGGAUGCCUGGCAACAAAUUCAAACUUUCUUCCAAAAAUAUCUCAAUGGUGAAAAACCUGUAAAGUGCAGCAAAAUAUGA
Molecule: messenger RNA, 1266 nt
Organism: Cricetulus griseus (Chinese hamster)
Lineage: Eukaryota; Metazoa; Chordata; Mammalia; Rodentia; Cricetidae
Source: RefSeq, a predicted model, not a curated record